CUCCCGUCUUUCCUGCUGAUUGUGUCUCAACAGUGAACACGCACAUAUUCUCCAACUCACAAGCGCGUCGCAAACAUAUACUGAUCCAGAUGCAGGGACAAUAAGACGGUGAGAUAUUGCCGCUUGUAAUCUCGCCAGUCACGCUACCGAAAUAGUUUUGAAUCAACGCAACAGCUAAAACUAACUACACAUAACCUUACCCAGCAACCAAAUACAUAUUUCGACAUGCGUGAUACUAUCAAGCCGAAGCUUCUCAACGAGAACCCUGCCAAGGGCACCAACAAAUUUAAAUUCCAGUCGUUUUCGGAGCAGAUCGCAAAUGUGAAGAUCACUGUGGUGCACAGAGUGGGCAAAGACACUGAGUUGCCCUCCGAAAGGGAAAGUUUCUUCUUGGAAGAACUGGAUAAGUGGAAAGAGCUCAAUUGCACACUUCAUUUUAGUAAUGCGGUGGUGGAGCUACUUCCAUUGGUGGCGAGUUUUAACUUGCUGCUGUAUAAUCAGGAUAAAGUACUUAAUGUCCUUCUGAAACAUCUCCAAGUCGAAGAGUCAAUGGCCACGGAACCACUGCUGAUUUUACUUACAGCUCUGUCGCGUGAUCUCCGUCAAGAAUUCACAAAGCACUUCGAUGAUGUGCUGAAAACUCUUGUAAUCUUGUUGAAUGAUAACAAGGAUGCCAAGAGGAUACAGCAAACAUUCACCUGUCUCUCGUACAUGUUCAAGUACCUUUCCAAAUAUCUUGUAGUAGACCUGGAAAAGGUCUUUGUUGCAUACACACAACUGCUCGUGCCGAGCCAGCCACUAUACGUACGAAAUUAUGCGGCUGAGAGUUUUGGCUUCUUGCUCAGAAAGGUCACGGACAUGGAGAAGUUUGAGAAGGUCGUCAAGAGUAUGCUAUCCCAGGGAUACAUGUUAUCUAGUGACGAGUUUGCUCAGUCUAUAGGCAGAGUCCUCUUUGAAGUUGUGAAAGGCGUCGGCAACCACUUGCAUUCGCGCACUCCACAGAUCUACCGCAUCUACCUGGCUUUGCUGCAUACAUCGCUGGAUGCGCCUACGCACACCCGCACGAGUCUCAAACGAGACAAGGCUGAGCAUGUACGCAUACAACGACUGAGUAGGGGAGGCGAGAAAGCACAAGUGAUCACCGAAAAUACGGUUACUAUGGCGACAGACGAGGAAUGGCAAAGCGUGGAGGAGGAGAGUGUCGGAGGUGAAGAGCUGGAUACAAGCAGAGACAUGCGCGGCUGGACCUACACAGUCGUGGAGACUAUCAACAGUAGCAUGGCCAAGCACACGUGCAAGGAGCACUGUGCGGUGGUGUGGGAGGCACUGGCACACGCCCUCGAGGAGUGUCAGACACAGUGGGGUGUCUUGUACAAGCAGUUGCAGAACAAACAACAGCAGCAAGCAGAGGCGGUGUUGUUGUGGGAGGGGGCGUGGCAGUAUACGCUGGCCCUCUUUACGUUAUGGACAGCGCAAAACAAAGGCGGACGAAUUUUAAAGAUCGAGACCCUCUAUAGGACACUACAGCCUUACUAUGUCAAACAGGCCGGGGAUGCAGGCGUUUCCAUAGAUACGCUUCCGUUGGGUGUCUCGCGUGCCGCCGCCGCACUGCUUGUGGCUGUUCUGUCCGUGGACACAUCUGAGAACGCGCUUCUUAUGUCACCAUUGCUGAUCAAAGGAUUGUUCAUGCACAACAGUCAAACCGAUGUUUCACUGGUGCGCGACGUUAUGCUGGAGAUGCGCACGAUUCCAAUCUUCACGCAGCUGUGCAUGUCCCCCCUGGUAGAGUACUUUGAUUCGGCAUUGGUAUUUGCACAUAACGAGGGCGCGAGUACCUCUGCGCAUGGGCGCGAGUGCCUGCUACUCAUGCACACGCUGUUUGAUAGUUUGGACCUCUCGCGUGCAGCUUCUGUAGUGGUGUCUAAUAACAAUCGUGUGCGAUUCCCCGCACACAGUGCCAUGGUGGCUGGUGUGACGCCUGGUAAAAAGUCUUCCGUCAAGAAAAACAAAGCCAAAGCGCAGAAACUCGCAAGUGUUCCUGAACGACUGGUGGGACUUGUGGUAGACAUUCUAUCACGAAUGUGCACGGGUGAGAAUUUGUCGGAACGUGCGGUGAGUGAAUUGGCAUCCGCGUGUGUAGCGCUACGUUGUCUGGAUCGUAUAGAAGUGCCACAGUACAAAGAGGUCAUCAGCAUCUUGGAAGCUUAUAUCCCUAAGCUCGCAGAGGUUGCUGUCCAAAAACAUAACGAGACUGACUUGUGCGAGAGCAUGUGUCAGGUGAUGUCGAGUGUCAUGGACACUCUCACGCACUUCACACUUACAUACACAAAUGCAAAGCGGAUGCUUGAGCUGGAUGAUAUCUUCCGAGCCGUGCUGGUCGAUUUACCACAGUCUUGGCCCAUUUUGAAAUCGUAUUCGAUGUAUUGUGAAGCUUUGGUUGAACGCAACGACGAAGAUGAAGAAGGCACAGCCAUUGUUCUUGCUGAGGUCCAUGGUGUCACUGACUUGUACAGUGUGUACCAGGUAUUAAGGGCUAAUUUGUCUUCACCCAAAAGAGAACUGAGAAAGUGGACAGCUGCGGUGCUCGCGAGUCACCAACAACCAAGGCUGAAUGCGUCGAUAUCGGACGGCGGUAAGAACAAAUCAGCACCGCCGUUGUGCGAUGUGUUUUCCAACAUGGUUGCUGCAGAGGAUGUCUCUCUGACGCCAACUGACUUCCGAGACUUCAUUGCGGCGGCUAAUCGGUGCGCGGCGCUGUCCAAGUACAGGCGAUUACCCAAAGAGAUCGACGAUUGCGUGGCGAGAUACGCAUUCGGUGCUCUGCAUAUUCCCAUGAAGCCGAUCUGGGAAAACGCUUUCGAGAUGUUAAGGGAGGAGGCUCUGAGAGAUCACGCUACCUUCUGGGCCCUAUUUAUGCAACAGCUUAAUACAAGCGUGGAGCACGUCACCAUCACCCAAAACAAAAACAGCGCCGCGACAUUGCCACACAUGAAUACUCUUGAGCUCACAUCGGCUGAGGCAGACAUCAUGCGUAUAGUGCGUAGCGCCUACGCCACCACACUGGCCAUCCCAACGUUCAUGAAACUGGGCGCUGGUGGGAAAACCAAAGACAACAACAAGCGAACGGCCAAUACCAAGCCCAAGAACGCCAGCAAUAGGGACAGUGCACCGAGCGAGGAGGGUGAGCCUGUGGUGGACUACUUGCACUACCACACACUGCUGCUCAAAACCAUCUCCAACGCACCCAGUGAGGUCAUCGCCGUGGCAGAGCGUCACGCGCGCGAUGUAAUCUCUGUGUUUCUGCAGUUCAUCGACAACGAGUACCGAACUGUCUACGUCGGCACAGCGACCACUCAGAACCUUACGGUGGGCAGCAACGCACAGCUCGAGGUGGAAGAUCUGGAUGACGAAUCCGUGGCUUUGACUACGGGGCAAGUCGUUGAACAGGCAAAGAGCAUGAAGAAGAGAGUGCUCACGCGAUUAAUUGACUACCUGCGCUUACUCGCAGUGUUUGUCAAUCCCAACUCCCACUACGAACACGACCGCCUACAUUCGCUAUACGUGGAGUUUAUAGCAAAGACCGACGCUGUGGUGCAGAAACAUGCCUUGGAGUGUCUCCUGACAUACAAGCCCCCGUAUCUUAUGCCUCAGAAGGACGUUUUGCUGGAUUUGGUGGACGAUGAUAAGUUCAGGGAUAGCCUGACAAGUGUCGUGCUUAUGAGUGGAUCUGAUGACCUUGACAGUGCCAGUGGCGUGGGCAGAAACGGUGUGGGUAUGGCAGUAAGUCAGACUGUCAUCCCCGUAUCAAAAGAACACCGUCCCGCUUUCUUGAAUAUCCUCAUUCGGAUACUAUUCGCUCACAUGAUGCGAAGGAAAGGGUCAGGCACGAGCAAGAACUCGCUGCACGUACGCAGACAUGUAGUGCUCAAUUUUUUGGCAGGUUUGGAGGUCAGCGAGUUGAAGGUGUUUAUUGAUUUCAUGCAUUCCAGAUUCGGGGAGUCCUUUGUGAAAGGACGGGAAGGCACUCGAACGAUCGAAGACUUCGAUGCAACUAAGUGCGUUCCAUUGUCUGCACAAGAGGGUUAUCUGCACCUAGUCACUGAUGUCAUGAAACAAUUGCGAAGCAGAAUUAUACCUUAUUUGGGACUCAUGGAGUCUGUGAUGGUUCGCAUCGCUGGUAACGCGUCAAUCCUGCUGGAAGCGAACCGUGCUGACUCUAUGGACCUAGACGCAGAUGAUGACAGGGCGUCCUCCAGUGGUGUGUUUCAUCCGAGAUUCUCAUCCUCGCUCAAGACACUGAGGGGAAAUGCAGUGAAAGCUCUGGAAUCUGCCUUUGUCCUUUUCCCUACCGAACACGAGGAUAUCCACAGCAAGAUCUAUAACGAGCUUUUCACGUCCAUCAUCCUGCCGCGAGUGCCUCGCCUGGCCGCUGAGUCGCUGCAGCACUCAUCUGGACUGGUGGAUCUGUUUGCUGUGCUUUCAGAACAUCCAACACAGUAUUAUGUACUCACACAGCACGGAGACAUGGUGCUACCCAGCGUGUUCGCAUUGCUGAGCGCACCCUCUGUGUCAGCAAAUGUCAUCAAGCGAGUAUAUGAUAUUGUUGAGAAUCUUCUGGACCGAGAGCAGACAGAGAAUGAAUGUACAGAAGGCGGAGAUGUCAUGCAGUCUGAUGAUCAACCCACUGGAAAGGAAUUGGCUAUUCAAAGGACAGGCAUGUGUGCUAGGGACAUCAUCCGUACACACGUGGCCUGUCUACUAAAUCACAUGCACACAGCGCUUCUCUCUGAAAAGAAGAAGGUUUCACAGCUUGAAGCUCGCGCCAAUGGGAUGCUGAUUGUACGCAAGAAUAACUCUACCAAAAGUAAAGCGGAGCAAAAGGGCAGUGAGAGAGAGUUGAGUAUUCUGUCAUGCAUCAGCGUGUAUGCAGAGGACCAAGAGACAGCUUCCAGAUUGCUUGAGAUGCUGUGUCCUUACCUGCGCUUGUCCAGGAAGGAAGUCAACGACAAGGCUAAACUGCACACGCUCAACAUCAUCGCCCACUGUAUCCGGGUUGUAGAUACCAUCACUCCCAAGCAACUGGCGUACUUUUCUCGCCUGUUUGGUACGAUGCCCAACCCACGCCAUCGUCUUGCGCUAUCUGAGUGUUUCGCUGAAAUGGCAAACAAGACAACGAACGUGUGCACAGACUUGGCCCCUGUUGCUGACAUUCUUAAAAGGCUGAAUGCAAUGGACGACGAGCGAAUAGAUGAUCCGGAUUAUGAGAUCCGAAUAAACGCACACAGCGCAUUCAACGAACAGUUGGUCACUGAGACUUCCGUGCAAGGGCUGCUGCCUGUCGCUUAUCACUGUGUGCAGGUGAUCAACACUACCGAGGACACCUCACUCCGCUUCGUUGCGUCUCACGGACUUUGUCAGAUCGCUGAACGUGCUGCAAAGGACCUUGCUGCUGGUGAUGAGAGUACACAUAGAGCAUUGGUGGUGGGAGUGAUCGUCCCGGCUAUGAAGAAGUCAUUCAAAUUCGGCCGAGAGGGCUCUCGCUCAGAGUACUUGCUCAUCCUCAAGAAAUUAAUUGUGCUUUUCUCUGACAAGCAAUUCAAGGUGGAUGACAGCUACCUGGACUUGGCUGUCUUGUCAACGGCCAAUCCCAAUGAUGAAGAUGAUGCCGACUUCUUCACCAACAUCCGCCAUAUUCAGUUGCAUCGCAGAAUCAGGGCCCUCACGCGUCUGGUAGAUAUUGUCGACUCUGGUCAAAUAGCUACCGCCUCGCUCAUUAAUAUCCUCCUGCCUAUCGCAGCGCAUGUGAUUGUGGACAACACGAAGUCCAUGGAGCACCACUUUGUAAAUGCUGCCAUCGAUGUCAUAGGUUCAAUCGCUGGCAAACUUGGAUGGGGGCAUUACAUCUACACUCUGCGGACUUAUCUCAAACUAGCUGCUACGAAACCUGAACUCGAGAAAACUCUGUUAAAGGUUGUGACCAAGAUUGUAGAUAACUUUCAUUUCACAUCAGUUGAAGUGCCAUUGACACUUGCGGUUGCCGUGGAUGAAGAUGUUGAGGACAACGAUGGCGACGACCUCGUUGAUCUUUCUCCUGACAACACUGAUGAAACAGCUCUCUUAAAGCAACUAUCUGAAAGCGUUACUGCUGAUUCUCGCGCACAAACAAUGGAGGAACGUAUUGCAUCAACGGUUGAAAGUGUUGUACUUCCGGAUAUGAAUCGCUACUUGAUCAAAAAGGGCAAGGACGAUUUCGAUGAGCUAAGACCCGCAAUUGCGCUCGCGACAGUAGGUUUGCUAAAGACCAUGCCUAAGGCUAUUCUGGAAAAGCAUUUGCCGGGACUUAUCACGCGUGUGUGUUCUGUGUUGCGAUCGCGUGACGAUGCCGUGCGUGAUGAAACGAGAGAAGCGCUGAUUGAAAUUACAUGUUCGCUUGGUCCUACAUACCUGUCGUUUGUUCUGCGAGAACUGAUGGCACAGCUGAAGUCAGGAUACAAGCUGCACAUUCUGGGUUAUACUACGCAUGCGCUUGUUGAUCACUUUGUUCAGGCAUUCCCUGAAGUAGGCUCGGUGGACGAUUCUGUGCAAGUAAUCCUAGACAUCAUUGUGCCCGACAUAUUCGGACUAACGGGGCAAGAAAAAGAAGUCGUACAAAUUCUCACAAAGAUGAAGGAAGCCAAGGCCAAGCGCGGCCACGACACCUUCGAACUCGUAGCAAGGAAUGUCAGCUUCAAAUACGUCAACGCUAUGCUUCAACCCAUCCGAGGUAUCAUGGCCAAUACAGAAUCGCUUAAGACAAGGAGAAUGAUGGAGGAGGUCUUCAGGCGCAUAGUGAUCGGCUUGACAGCGAAUGCUUCUGCCACAGUGCCGGAAGUGUUGAUAUUUGUUCAUAACUUGCUUACUGAAAACGUUGGCCUAUCCAAAAUCGCCACGAAGGAGUCGGUGAAGAAGAGCAGACGUGAUGCAAAUAUGGUAAUCAACAGAGAGAGAGGCAAAGUGUCGGAUCGUAGCCACGAAUACUAUAUGCAGACGAAUGCCCAUCUUCUCAUAGAGCUCGGACUGCUGCUAUUACACGCCAACUUGAAACGUGGCUUCGUCGACACCCGCAAAGUUCCAGAACACCAGCGCAUGAUGGAUCCGAUCGUGGGUGUAUUGGGUGACGCACUAAGAUCAAAGUACGACAAGAUAGUGAUGUUGUCACUGAAAUGCUUGUCUUACUGCUUCCGAUUUGAGCUCCCCAUAUUGGAGACGAAUGUGCCUCACAUUGCGAAUCGUUGCUUCAAGGUUCUCAAUCGAGCGGGUGUGGGAGCUACCGGUGCUGAGCUGCAUCAAGCGUGCUUCAAAAUGCUAACGACGAUUGUUCGAGAUUACAAAUCUUACGAGAUUCCGGUCCCACAAUUGGAACAUCUAGUCAGUUUGUGUACAACUGAUCUGGAAGUAUACGAGAAACAAGCUAGCACAUACGCUAUGGUAAGGGCUAUCGUAGCACGAAAGACGCUCCUACCAGGACUCUACACGCUUGUCGAGAAAAUUGCGGAUAUCAUGGUUCGUGGAGAUAUUCCGUCGGUGCGUACCCACUGCACAGCGAUCUUCACAUCAUUUAUCCUGGACUAUCCCCUGGGCCCUAAGCUGCUUAAGAAAUGGGUUCUGUUCUGCAUCACCAACUUGUCCUACGAAUUUAAGCACGGUCGUGAGAGUGUACUCGAAGUCAUCCAUCAGAUGGUCGAAAGCUUUCCGGACGCCGCGCUGUCGGAGUACUCUCAAUUGUUUUUCCUUCCUCUGGUGAUGCGUUUGAUCAACGAUGACUCGUCCGAGUGUAAAGAAAUGGCGUCUACGAUCAUCAAGAGACUAGUUCAGAGAGCUACGCCAGCGGAACGAGAUAUUCUAUAUAAAAAAUUUGUACUUGUCUGGCUGAAUGGGUACCAGAGCGAUGCUCAAGCCGUGCUCGUGCGUUGUGGUUUGCAAGUAGCCGGUAUAUUCGCUGAUGCCAUGGGUAGUGAUUUUACACGGUACGCGGGCACCGCUUUGUCUGUGCUGAAGGUUAUUAUCAGCGAUGCUACAACCGAAAGUGAGAGUGCUGUUGAAAGCAUGCUUGGGGAGAGAGACUGGUUUGAUACAAGUGACGAUACGAAGCAAGAACGCUUCGAAGUGAACGAUGUAUCCGCGUGGCCAGUGCUGUAUUAUGCAUUGACCACAUUGCAGAAGAUUAUUUCAGCUAUUCCUGCUUUACUCAGUGAGAGCCCUGGUGUGGAGGCGCAAAGACAAUCUCGAAAAGUCAGUGGCAAGAAGAAGAAAGGGAGCGGUGUAGAAACCGCCAUUGAUAUUCACAGUGAAGUAGAGGCUAUGUGGACUGACAUAUAUGUGCACAUGAUUCAUCCGCACUUGUGGGUGCGCUUAGUAUCGUCGAGGUUAGUGGGAGCGUAUGUUGCAGCACCCAGAAAUGACCCUAGUAUCGUUGCGAACCGUCUCUCGUGUACCAUCAGCACAUCAAGUCCUGCUCUGUUGGAUACUGAACAGUCCGUGUGGAAUAUCGCUCGCACGAGCUGUAAGCAGUUAGAAUCGAAGCAUCUUACUAGCGUUAUGGGCACGCAAGUGGUGAAAAACCUCUUCUAUGUCACACGUGUGUUACUUUGUUUGCAAGAGGAGUCUGGUGCGAAUGGGAGCAAGAGUUCGGCUACAAGCCGAAAUAUUAGAAAUGUUUCAAACGGAGUAGCGAACGAAGAAGAGGACAGUGCAGGUACCACGACUAUAGAGAGGCUGAUUUGGAUAUGCAAACGUCUGGCGUACGUUGCACGUAAUACGGUUGUGCAUAAUGAAGAGCUCUCCGCCUUAAGACGCAAAUGUGUUUUUGAGUACUUUGCCGCGCUAGCGAGUGUUGCCUCCGUGAAUACGUUGAAGCAAUUGUUGACUACGAUAGUUUUGCCGAUCGUGUCUGUAUCAGAAGACCGGCGGGAAAGCGAAACUGUACGCGCACUCGCACAGGAGUUGUCAGAAAUGAUUAGUAAGAAGGUGGGUGCCACUGAUUAUCUUGCCGCGCAUAGUACCGUAAGUCGUCACCAGAACAACUUACGCCAGGAUAGAAGGAAGCGGCGAGCGUUGGAAACAGUCAUCAAUCCUGCGAAACGACAGGAGAAGCGCGAAAGGACUAAUGAACGAAGGAAAGAGAACAAUAAGCGGAGUGUCGAUCAGCACAGACCCAGUAAGGGGCGAUCGAAUAAGCGACAGAAAAGAUAGAUAUAAACAAGCGUGACUUUGUAAGGCACUGAUCUAAUGAGCAAGUUGGAUUAGAC
Molecule: messenger RNA, 9287 nt
Organism: Sphaeroforma arctica JP610
Lineage: Eukaryota; Ichthyosporea; Ichthyophonida
Exons: 26
Coding region: 226-9231 (3001 amino acids)
Cellular component (GO): 90S preribosome; nucleolus; small-subunit processome
Source: RefSeq, a predicted model, not a curated record